UCUCUGUCUGCACAAACCCACGAUUCCUUCUCCCCAAAGGACUCGCAGAAAUUACUAUUUAUCAUUUUGACCGUCUACUCUAUUGGUUGGUGUACUCUAACGGAAUCAAUGUCAGGCAACAAGUGGGUGGUGAAAGGAACAACUAACAAGCUGUGAUUGUCUGCAAUUUUCUAGGCGCUCUGCUGCUGCAACUACUACUACACGCUGCUUGCUUCAUAGGGGAGCGUUAUGGAGUGGAAUAUGAAAGCAGCGUCGUGGGAUUUGGCUGAAUUAGAUGAAGCAGCAGGCUUACCCAGCAUAGAAACAAUUGAUGGGUCAAGCAGAUUUGGGAGUGAUAGAAGUAAAGGGGAAUUUUCCGUGGAUUUGAAGCUUGGUCAUGUGGGGAAUUCUAGUAAUGAACCAGCACUUGCCAAAUGGAAAGAUGUUGCAGGAGUCUCCAAAGUGAUGACAUCUUCUUCAUCGUCUCCUUCAGGAUCAUCUAAGAGAGCUCGAGCAAUUAACAAUGGAACCCAGAAUGUGUCAUGCCUUGUCGACGGGUGCAAUUCAGAUCUUAGUAAUUGUAGGGACUAUCACCGGCGCCAUAAGGUCUGCGAACUGCAUUCUAAGACUCCAGUGGUCACAAUUGGUGGUCACAAGCAAAGGUUCUGUCAACAGUGUAGCAGGUUUCAUUCGCUGGAGGAAUUUGAUGAAGGGAAGAGAAGUUGCAGGAAACGCUUAGAUGGACACAACCGACGGAGGAGGAAGCCGCAGGCAGAAGGAGUUGGGAGAUCUGGAAGCUUUUUGUCCAAUUACCAAGGCGCCCACUUGUUGCCCUUCUCAAGCUCACACGUGUAUCCUUCCACUGCCAUGGCUCACCCUGCUUGGAAUGCAGAUGUCAGGCUCCACCAAAACCCUCAUCAUCAUCAUCACCACCAACACCAACACCAGCAACUCCAUCAGCUGGUUGAUCAUAAACAGGACCUCUUUCUGGGAGCUUCAUCGUCAUCAUCCUCCUAUGCAGAAGGGAAUAAUAACAACAACAUUAAUGUUAGCAAACAUCAGUUAGCAUUCUUGCAAGGUGAUGACUCGACAGCAUUGGAGAACAACCAGAGUAACAAUCAUCAGCAAGCUCUCCCGCCGCAUGGUUCUGUGUGCCAAACGUUUCUGAGAGCCACGCCGUUACCGCCGGCAGCUCCACUUGCCGGCGAGCACCCUGAUUCUCACUGUGCUCUCUCUCUUCUGUCAUCCCCACAGACGCACACAAGUGGGAGUGGUUUGAGCCAAAUGGUGCAGUCUCAUCAACAAGCCAUGUCGAUUAUGCAGCAGCAACACCAGCCCUUGGGACUGAGCCUGCAUGAUCAUGGUCUGGAGACGGUGGACCCGGUGUUGGUUCACCAUGGGAGUGACGAGUGUCCGACUAUGUAUAACAUGAAUGAGGCCCCUCCAUUUCCUUUUCAGUGGGGAUAGAGAGAGAUUCUUUUCCUGAGGAUUGAUUCCUCUUGUGGCUCCAAAAGGGUUAUUCUAUAGAACGGCAAUCACGAACUAUUUGAUUGUUGCUUUUUUCAUUUUAUCAAGAGAAGGAAUUAAUGAUUUA
Molecule: messenger RNA, 1573 nt
Organism: Neltuma alba
Lineage: Eukaryota; Viridiplantae; Streptophyta; Magnoliopsida; Fabales; Fabaceae
Product: squamosa promoter-binding-like protein 13A
Exons: 6
Coding region: 229-1446 (405 amino acids)
Cellular component (GO): nucleus
Molecular function (GO): DNA binding
Source: RefSeq, a predicted model, not a curated record